UGAAUCUAGUUCACUUUCUUUUUGUGGGUGCAAGUUUUCAUGAAACAUGUAAAAGUUGAAAACAAAGAUCCAGUCUCUUGUUACCUUUCCCAAUUCUUUUACAUCUUCAACUCACUUCCAUCAUCUUCAUCCCCAUUGCACCUUCAAACCCACAUCAAUGGCGAUCCUAACAGAAGAACCAGACACACCAAACUCUCCCAAACACAAACCAUCUUCACCAUCUCCAAAAUCAACUCCAAACCCUUUCACUUUCUGGUUCUACUUCACCAUCUCAGUCUCAAUCAUAACCCUAAUAUUCGUCACAGUUUCAAAUCUUUACACCCAACAAGACCCCAAAACAUGGUUUCUUACACUGCCCACAAAUCUCAGACAACACUACUCUAGUGGCAGAACCAUAAAGGUCCAACCAACUGUUCACAGCGGCUCAAUUGAGGUAUUUUCUAUUCAAGAUGGUCCAGUAGAUUCUUCAAGUAAAGUUCUUUUUGUACAUGGGUUAGGCUGCAGCUCUUAUGUUUUCAGUAAAAUUGUCAAAAGUUUGGGGAAAAAUGGGGUUCAUGCUGUUGCUAUUGACCUGCCCGGUUCCGGGUUUUCGGAUAAAUUCGAAUCGGUGACGGAGGAGAAAGAAGUCUCGGGUUUUGGGAGGGUUUUGGAGAUGUAUAAUGAAAUUAAAGAAAAGGGUAUUUUUUGGGGGUUUGAUCAGUUGGUUGAGCAAGGGUAUGUGAAUUAUGAUUAUCCCGAAAAUGAGGUUAGGAUGUCGAAAGUGACGAGUUUGAAGGCGAUUGAACUCGGUCCUGAUGAAAUGGGCAGGGUUUUGGGGCAAGUGAUUGAUGCGACGGGUUUGGGUCCGGUUGAUUUGGUUCUUCAUGAUUCGGCAUUCAAUUUGGGGGCGAAUUGGGUGGCGAAAAAUCUAGGGGUUGUAAGAAGUGUUACUCUUGUUGAUAGUGCAUCAGAUCAGUCGGCUUUUCCUUUGUGGGUUUUGAAAGUGCCGGUGGUUAGAGGGGUUGUCUCUGGUUUAGGGUUUGUUUUUGAUAAGGUUGUUCGACGUUGUUGUUCGAAAACAGGGGGCGUGUUGGAUACGGAGAGUCAUAGGCUUCUUUUGAAGAGUGCGGAUGGAGUUAAAUCGGUUCUUGAAAUGGGGAAAAAGAUGAAUUCUAGUUUUGACGCUGGAGAAUGGGGUAAACUAGAUGGUGUGAAGAAUUUGCCAAUGCAAGUGAUUUGGUCCAGCGGUUUGUCUAACGAGUGGAUUGAAAAGGGGCGGCAACUGGCGGAGGUGCUUCCUCAUGCGGCAUUUGUCACACAUUCCGGUGGCUGCUGGCCACAGGAUGAUACAGCUGAUGAGCUGGCAGAAAGUAUACGCGAGUUUGUGUACAGCUUACCAAAACCCAUCAAAGACUCCAAGAAAAAAGAGCCUGUACCGGACCAUAUUCGUGAAUUGCUUGAUGAAGCAACAGCCAAUGUUCACCACCAUGGUUUCAGUGGUCAUGACCAUAGCCACGGUCAUGGUCACGGUAAGGAAGCUGGAUAUCCAAGCGGUUAUGGGCUCAGAGAUGAACUUUAGUUCAGUGUUUGAACGUCUAGAACUGACGGUCUGCUAUUGUUGUCGGUGUUCUUGCAAAACAUAUGGCUGUCAAAGAUUUUGUAAUGUGUUCAACAUCUUUGGUUUUCUGUCUGUGCCAUUCUUGUAAGGUAAAUCUAUAACACAAAGUUAUAAAACGCUUUACUUAUUAGCAUGAUAAGCAGGUAUUCCCUAAUCUGUAUA
Molecule: messenger RNA, 1759 nt
Organism: Helianthus annuus (common sunflower)
Lineage: Eukaryota; Viridiplantae; Streptophyta; Magnoliopsida; Asterales; Asteraceae
Product: protein AUXIN RESPONSE 4
Exons: 2
Coding region: 158-1558 (466 amino acids)
Source: RefSeq, a predicted model, not a curated record